Messenger RNA from Tachyglossus aculeatus (Australian echidna), 4766 nucleotides. RefSeq names its product chloride voltage-gated channel 4 (gene CLCN4). Gene Ontology annotation, biological process: chloride transport; transmembrane transport. The transcript has 12 exons. Lineage: Eukaryota; Metazoa; Chordata; Mammalia; Monotremata; Tachyglossidae. The coding region runs from base 862 to 3144 and encodes 760 amino acids. Gene Ontology annotation, cellular component: early endosome; membrane; Golgi apparatus. Gene Ontology annotation, molecular function: voltage-gated chloride channel activity. The record is from RefSeq and is a predicted model, not a curated record.
GUACUCUCCCAAGCACUUAGUACAUUGCUCUGCACACAGUAAGUGCCCAAUAAAUAAGACUGAAGGAAUGAAUAGUGUGGAAGUGAAAGUUGUGGGGGACAUCAGGGAGAAGAGAGAUUUAAAACUUGGAAAUUUCUAACCUCAGAGCAUAGGUCUUACCCUAGAAAGCCACUUUACUGUUCCACUGUUCCAAGAGAUCGGAAAAUUCCCGGGACACUGGAAAGGGCUAAGAUCUUAUUAAAGAUAGGAUGGCAGGGGUGUAUAUUGGAAAGAUCAUCUCCGUGUACACACACAUUUGUGAGCAUACCAACCCCUCUCCGCUCAGAAAAUGACUCCUCACCGGAGCUGAGGGAGUGGACAACAGCAGCCUGAGCAAGAAAAAUACCAAGUCAGCUCAAACUAGAGUGAUGCUAACAGCAGAUGCUGCACACAUCACUUCUGUUGCUAAAUAGAAGGGGUGAACUGGCAGAAAACCAAUCCUAAGGAAAGCAGUACUCUGAGCUCCAUUUCUGGCAUCAGUAGUGCCACCGGAACCUAUUGUAUCGUCAAGCUCUUAGGUGGACAGAAAAUGGAUGCAUGCUUCAUCCAAAACGGAAAAAGAACAGGUGGAAGAAUCCAACUGACUCUUGUCCUUGUCAGCAAAGAGGGACUUGAGAGCACAGAACAUAUAGUGGCAACAGGGUUCCACCCCCAGGGCAUUCUUGGGUACAGUUCCAGUCUAUAAUUAACUUCUCACUGGAAACAAGGACGAGAGUCAGCUCAGUAUCCAAAUGCAGUGUUCUGUGGAUUUUGGAGCAAAGGAAUCAAGUGUGUUUCACCCAAGAAAGGGUAGAUACAGUAAGAAGAAAAGGGCCUACUAAUAUGGUGAAUGCUGGGGAAAUGAACGGUUCUGGCAACCUGAUGGAUUUCCUGGAUGAGCCCUUUCCUGAUGUUGGGACAUAUGAGGACUUCCACACCAUUGACUGGCUAAGGGAGAAGUCCCGUGACACAGACAGACACAGGAAGAUUACCAGCAAAAGCAAGGAGUCCAUAUGGGAAUUUAUCAAAAGCUUGCUGGACGCCUGGUCAGGAUGGCUGGUAAUGCUCCUUAUUGGACUACUGGCAGGCACUUUGGCGGGAGUUAUAGAUUUAGCUGUGGACUGGAUGACGGACCUGAAAGAAGGCGUCUGCUUAUCAGCCUUCUGGUACAGUCACGAGCAAUGCUGCUGGACAUCCAAUGAGACCACUUUUGACGACAGGGACAAAUGUCCCCAGUGGCAGAAAUGGUCAGAGCUUUUGGUGAAUCAGUCGGAGGGUGCGAGCGCUUACAUUCUGAACUACUUUCUGUACAUUUUGUGGGCAUUAUCUUUUGCGUUUCUGGCUGUCUCCCUCGUCCGAGUGUUUGCGCCUUAUGCCUGUGGUUCUGGUAUUCCAGAGAUAAAGACCAUCCUAAGUGGCUUUAUUAUAAGGGGCUACUUAGGGAAGUGGACUCUGUUAAUCAAAACGGUCACCCUGGUGCUAGUGGUGUCUUCCGGCCUCAGCCUCGGGAAGGAGGGACCCCUGGUCCACGUGGCCUGUUGCUGUGGGAACUUUUUCAGCAGCCUAUUCUCCAAGUACAGCAAGAACGAGGGAAAGAGGAGAGAGGUCCUUUCAGCUGCAGCUGCUGCGGGGGUCUCUGUCGCUUUUGGUGCCCCGAUUGGGGGGGUCCUCUUCAGCUUGGAAGAGGUCAGUUACUACUUCCCCCUGAAGACCCUCUGGAGGUCAUUUUUCGCCGCCCUGGUUGCUGCCUUUACACUAAGAUCCAUCAAUCCCUUUGGGAACAGCCGCCUGGUCCUCUUCUACGUGGAGUACCACACCCCCUGGUACAUGGCGGAGCUCUUCCCCUUCAUCCUGCUCGGGGUCUUUGGGGGACUGUGGGGGACGCUUUUCAUCCGCUGUAACAUCGCCUGGUGUAGGCGGCGCAAGACCACCCGCCUGGGCAAGUAUCCAGUGCUCGAGGUCAUUGUGGUGACGGCAAUCACGGCCCUUGUCGCCUACCCCAACCCUUACACCCGGCAGAGCACGAGCGAGCUCAUCUCCGAGCUCUUCAACGACUGCGGGGCCCUGGAGUCCUCUCAGCUCUGCGACUACAUCACCGACCCCAACAUGACCCGGCCCGUCGACGACAUCCCGGACCGACCGGCCGGCGUCGGCGUUUACACGGCCAUGUGGCAGCUGGCUCUGGCUCUCGUUUUCAAAAUCGUCAUCACCAUAUUUACUUUUGGCAUGAAGAUUCCCUCGGGCCUGUUCAUUCCCAGCAUGGCAGUGGGUGCCAUGGCUGGAAGGAUGGUGGGGAUUGCCGUGGAGCAGCUGGCUUACCACCACCACGACUGGAUCAUCUUCAGGAACUGGUGUAGACCGGGGGCCGAUUGUGUCACUCCAGGACUUUAUGCAAUGGUGGGAGCUGCGGCCUGCCUAGGUGGAGUGACCAGAAUGACCGUCUCCCUGGUGGUGAUCAUGUUCGAGCUGACCGGCGGCCUGGAGUAUAUCGUCCCCCUCAUGGCGGCCGCCGUGACCAGCAAAUGGGUCGCCGACGCCUUCGGCAAGGAAGGCAUCUACGAGGCCCACAUCCACCUGAAUGGGUACCCGUUCCUGGACGUGAAGGAUGAGUUCACCCACAGGACUCUGGCAACGGACGUCAUGAGGCCAAGGCGAGGGGAGCCUCCGCUGUCCGUCCUGACUCAGGAUGGCAUGACAGUCGAGGACGUGGAGACGCUCAUCAAAGAGACGGAUUACAACGGCUUUCCCGUGGUCGUUUCCAAAGAUUCCGAGCGCCUCAUUGGCUUCGCUCAGAGGAGGGAACUAAUUCUUGCCAUAAAGAAUGCCAGGCAGCGGCAGGAUGGCAUCGUGAGCAAUUCCAUCAUGUAUUUCACAGAAGACCCUCCCGAGCUGGCCGCAAACAGCCCCCACCCCCUGAAGCUGCGCCGCAUCCUCAACCUGAGCCCCUUCACCGUCACGGACCACACCCCCAUGGAGACGGUGGUGGACAUCUUUCGGAAGCUGGGGUUGCGCCAAUGUCUGGUGACACGCAGCGGGAGACUAUUGGGCAUCAUCACAAAAAAGGACGUGCUAAGACAUAUGGCUCAAAUGGCCAACCAGGACCCGGAAUCCAUCAUGUUCAAUUAGGCAAACUCCCGCUUGCCGAAGCAACGGAAAUUACUUUGGAGAAAAUCUCUUUUAGGCAAACAUUGAGGCUGUGUCAUUUUUUAAAAGACACCAACCACAAAAGAAAAACCAUAACACAGCAAAGGGGUAGGCACCAGGAGAAAUAUGAAACAAAAUUCCAGCUGACAGGCAAGAGUGAAGGAUCUGACUUUUAUUACAUCUCUGGCAAGGCUAGCUUAGGAAUUGGAACUCGCAGUUCCAAGCUGAGUUUCCCUAAUGAUUGCACUCACAGCUCAGCUGCGCCCCAGAGAGAUGUAAAUUACAUGGACUGAAGAUGGAAGAGGAGAGGAAGGAAACACUAGAGCACCACACCAACCUAGAGAAUGACAGGCAGGGUGUGAAGAGCAAGCCAGUAUUUAUAACCUUAAAAAUUAAUGGAAAGCCUUGAAUGCAAAAGCAUAUAGGGAUACUUUGGGUAAACACGUUUAUUUGUAAUUGAAGUUAGGGGGUUCUUUUGGCUAUUGAACGAUUCUGAGGAUACUAGUCAUUUAUUUUUGUUUGAGAAAAAACAAAACAAAUGAAUGAAGUUGAACUGGUAAGUUUGCCAAUCAGUUCACCUGUGAAAAUCUUAAACCUUACUCCCCGAUCCCUGAAAUCCACUUAUUUGAGCUAUCCAAUGAAAUAUCUUAAUACUUCCUGCUAUCAUGGAUGUGUGCUAAAAUCAGUUACUCAUUUAUUAAAAUGAACCAUUUCUCUGUACAGAGAUCACAUAUUGGAUCUUCGCUAGGGAAUGUGGGAGUGUUGGAGACCAGCUCGUGAUUCAAAAAACCUAUACAAAGGGAAAUGUGCUUAUUUGACCAAAAAAUGAGGGCAAUAUCCCCAUUGACUUCAUCCUUGUAUCUUUUCUUCCAAUUGUCUACACAUUCUUUGACAUCAGUCAGUUUUAUCUUGGCACAAUAACAGGUUUUAAUGAGCUAAACCUAUUUGUCCACUAGCUCGCCACAAGCAGUCUCGCUAAAUUCCAAAUGGGAAGCGAGGAAGUCAAAAUUGGCCUGAAACUGUUAUUACCUCUUUCUUUCCAGAUCUUGUCAAUUGCUGCCCCAGAAGAGGAAGCAUAAAAGCUCACUGUGGGGAACAACUUCAAAUGGAUUGCAAGGCGGGUGCUAAAUUGGUUCUAAAUCCUUCUUAUCCUGUACUCCAUGGGAUGCAAAAUGUGAGGCUUCACAUCUGAGUGUGUCCUUUCAUGCAACCCACUCUCUGCCCUUCCCUCCCCAACCUGAAACAGGGUUUAUCUGUAGGUCCGGGAAAUAGAGAGUCAGUUUUUGUCCUGCUAGUUCGACCCUCCUAAUUAUACCAGCACUUUUGACACUUGUAUAAGUUCCACUUUGGCUUUUCCAGUCAGGUGGGUGUGUUGUUUUGGGAAAAAUAAAGGAAAUGAGGUAGCUCUUUGGCUUCACCCUAUGCAGGGCUGAGGAUGGUGGAUCGAAGAGGGGGACAAAAGUUCAUUAUUAAUUUCCCCAGAGUCCUUUUCACAUCCUCUUCCUGAUCUUUUCCCCUAACCUUUCCGGGGUCGAUCCGCAUGGAGAUCAAUCAAUUGUAUUUAUUGAGCACUUGUGUGCAGAGUACUGUACUCAGCAUUGGGA